Diatraea saccharalis (sugarcane borer) is the source of this 2339-nucleotide messenger RNA. NCBI's taxonomy places the organism in Eukaryota, Metazoa, Arthropoda, Insecta, Lepidoptera, Crambidae. The record is from the annotation of a GenBank genome assembly.
AUGAAAAACUAAGUUGGCAGCACUGAGGUAAACUUUAGUAAAAUUUUAAAAUGUAAAUUUGUCACGUCACAAUCUACAAUCGACUGAAAGUUUGUUUACCUACUUAUUACAAGUUAAAUACAUUUUAUUAUAGUCAUAAAAUGACGUAACAUAAUAUAAGUAAGUAGCAGAUUAUAAGAAAUAUAAACAUUCCACAUCACAACUGAGUUUUCUGUGAUUAUAUGAAUCAUGGCCGGAGCCCCAGUUAAAUUCGGAACUAUUUUAUCUUUCUGUGUAUUAUUUUAUGCCGUUUAUUUUCGAAGAAAUGAUGUCGGCGAUAUCAGAUUGUCACCAGUGAAGGACCAAUUAUUAAAUUUAGAGAGCAAUAACAAAGUAGCCAUUGGCAAUUUACAGCCCAAGGUGGCAUUAGGUUAUGGUGCCUGUCACGAUCUUUUUGUGAAUGCUACGCAACUGUUAAACUUCAAUGAACUUAAAGGUACCCCAGAACACUUCAAUGAAAUAUCUAACAAAGAAGAAUUCCUGAAAAGUUUUGCAUACUUCUUCAAACACGGUGCAGCUGCAGAGAGAUUUAUGUCAAAUUCUGAACUGUACGAUGAACUUAUAGAAAAAGCUCUGAAAUUACAUGACACAAGAUGGGCAAUCGGUGGAAAUGCUCCACUUAUGGCAAAGAGAUUCUUUAUGGAAGGGUGGAAAGUGCUAUUUGCUGCUAAGAUGAGCCAGAAGCUCAAAUCUUACAUUCCAAAUGAUAUUCAAAUAGUGGGUGAUGAAAUGAAUGAGGAAGUCAAAGAUGAUAUUCAUAUGAUAUUAGAAUACAAAGCUGAUGAGAUAUUUGGUUCAUAUAAAGCUCCCAGAGCGAACAGAUAUAUUGUGCAUAAUGAUGAGAAUAAUCCACUUUUGAGUUCCUUAGAGAAAUUCGGGGAGACCUUACCUAAAUUUAAUCCUAACUUACUAGUCAUUAGUGGUCUGCAAAUGAUGGAUAAUUAUCCAUUUAAAAGAGAAGGCCACCAAGAUUUAAGAGCAGAAAGACUUAAAUUGGUAAAAGAACAAAUUUUAUCUCAACCUGCAACAACUCUGACACACUUUGAGAUGGCAAGCUAUGUGGACCUAGAAUUGCUUUUACAUCUCACAUCUAAGGUUUUGCCUUAUGUAGACUCUGUUGGCAUGAAUGAACAAGAACUAACUAAUUUGUGCAGUAUACUUGAACAUGGAGAAGUAAGUAUUGUGGCAGAUUCUAAUCCGAGGGUUGCUACAGCAUUAGACCAAAUGCGUAAAAUAUUCCAUUUAAUAAGGGAGAAAAAUAAGAUACAUGGAAGCAAUAGAAUAUUGACGCGCAUACAUGUACACACAUUGGCUUACCAAGCUAUCUUAACAGUUAAAAAUUCAAACUGGAAAAGAACAGAAGCUGCUGCUGCGAAAGCAUCACUGACCGCACAUAGAUAUGUGUGCAAUAAUCAGAAUAUAGCUUUAGAUAAGUCAAAAUUAUUGCUUGAUGACAGUUUUUCAACCACUACUGAUAAUGAAAACAACAGUAGAGUGUUUUUUGAGCCCUCAAAGCCUGUAUCUUGUUGGGAUGAAGUUGUUCAUAGAGAAUCAGUAGAGAUAUGUGUUGCACCAGUACUUAUUUGCACUGAAGCACAGCUCACAGCUGGAGCAGGUGAUAACAUAUCUGCUGCGGGAUUAGUCUUACAAAUUGAGAAAUAAAUAAGCUUUUAAUCAGAUCAAAAUUAUGUGAACAAUAAAGUAUGUAUAUUUUUAUGUUUUAUGAUAAUAAUAUUUUUUUGUCACUAUUUACUAUAGUCAUUCCAUUAUAUGAAGCAUGUGAUUUAAAUUUUUUACUUUUGUGCCAUUUCAAUGUAUAAUUUUAUGUAAUCAUAUUGGCUCACUACACAAGUACAAGUUAAUAAAGAAAUAUUUUAAAUGUUUAAACUUUUAACCUUUAAAGCUUACUGUUUAUUUAUUUAUUAUUAGGGAAUGGACAAGCAUUUGGUUAAGGAUAUUUUACAUUUUCUGAACCAAUAAUUACGUAUGGUCUCUUGGUUAUUGUUUUAAAUAUAAAAAUGUUAAAAAAAAAAACAAAAGCAUUUUUAUUUAUAUGUUAUAGAAAUGAAAGAAAACAAUUUUCAAAUUGAUAUAGUUGUGUAUUAAAGCUAUAAACCUACAGUAUUCAUUAUUAAAAUAAUGAAUAUGCAUGUUACCUUACAUUAGUGGUACCUACAUUAUUUUUUCACUUUGUAUUUUUAAUUUAAGCCAACUAAUUCUUAACUUGAAACUGGAAAAUUCCAGAUUGAUGUUUCAUAAGCUGACAAUUGGCUAGAAGCAUCUAUGUGAAUGCAAUAGUA